This is a messenger RNA of Eublepharis macularius, 3543 nucleotides long. RefSeq names its product N-ethylmaleimide sensitive factor, vesicle fusing ATPase (gene NSF). NCBI's taxonomy places the organism in Eukaryota, Metazoa, Chordata, Lepidosauria, Squamata, Eublepharidae. The transcript has 21 exons. Gene Ontology annotation, cellular component: Golgi stack. Gene Ontology annotation, molecular function: ATP binding; ATP hydrolysis activity. Gene Ontology annotation, biological process: intra-Golgi vesicle-mediated transport; SNARE complex disassembly; Golgi to plasma membrane protein transport. The coding region runs from base 29 to 2257 and encodes 742 amino acids. The record is from RefSeq and is a predicted model, not a curated record.
GUCGCUCCUUCGGUGGCGGCGGCGCAAGAUGGCGGGCCGGUCUAUGCAAGCUGCAAGAUGUCCUACAGACGAACUGUCUUUAAGCAACUGUGCCGUGGUCAACGAGAAGGACUUCCAAUCUGGCCUGCACGUCAUCGUGAGGACCUCCCCAACCCACAAAUACGUUUUUACGCUACGGAGCCACCAGUCAGUCGUUCCAGGCAGCAUUGCGUUCAGUUUGCCUCAGAGAAAAUGGGCUGGACUCUCCAUUGGACAAGAUAUAGAUGUUUCCCGGUAUGACUUUGAUAAGACCAAGCAGUGCAUUGGCACUAUGACCAUUGAGAUAGAUUUCCUUCAGAAAAAGAGCAUCGACUCCAACCCUUAUGACUCAGACAAAAUGGCAGCAGAGUUCAUCCAGCAAUUCAACAACCAGGCGUUCACAGUUGGGCAGCAGCUUGUGUUUAGCUUUAAUGACAAGCUUUUUGCCCUCGUGGUCAAGGACAUUGAAGCCAUGGAUCCCAGCAUCCUCAAAGGAGAGCCAGCUUCAGGCAAGAAGCAAAAGAUUGAAAUUGGUCUUGUUGUUGGGAACAGUCAAGUGGCAUUUGAAAAGGCGGAGAACUCUUCUCUCACUCUCGUGGGCAAAUCCAAAACCAGAGAGAACCGCCAAUCUAUCAUCAACCCUGACUGGAACUUUGAGAAGAUGGGCAUUGGGGGCCUUGACAAGGAAUUCUCCGACAUCUUCCGACGGGCGUUUGCUUCCCGAGUGUUUCCACCUGAGAUUGUGGAGCAAAUGGGCUGUAAGCAUGUGAAAGGCAUCCUCCUCUAUGGACCCCCUGGCUGUGGAAAGACCCUUAUGGCCAGGCAGAUUGGCAAGAUGCUGAACGCCAGAGAGCCCAAAAUUGUGAACGGGCCAGAAAUCCUCAACAAGUACGUUGGCGAGUCAGAGGCCAACAUUCGGAAGCUCUUUGCAGAUGCGGAAGAGGAACAGAGGAGGCUCGGCGCAAACAGCGGCGUCCAUAUCAUCAUCUUUGACGAGAUUGAUGCCAUCUGCAAGCAGCGAGGGAGCAUGGCCGGGAGCACCGGAGUCCAUGAUACUGUUGUCAACCAGCUGCUGUCGAAAAUUGAUGGGGUUGAGCAGCUGAACAACAUCUUGGUUAUUGGUAUGACUAACAGGCCGGACCUGAUAGAUGAGGCUCUUCUGCGACCUGGACGGCUGGAGGUGAAAAUGGAGAUUGGUUUGCCAGAUGAAAAGGGCCGAAUGCAGAUUCUGAACAUACACACAUCAAGGAUGCGAACCCACAAGCUGCUGGCUUCCGAUGUGGAUGUUGGGGAGCUGGCUGUGGAGACCAAGAACUUCAGUGGCGCCGAGCUGGAGGGUCUGGUUCGUGCAGCACAGUCCACCGCUAUGAACCGGCAUAUCAAGGCCAGCACUAAAGUGGAAGUUGAUAUGGAGAAGGCAGAAUCCCUGCAGGUGACGAGGAGUGACUUCCUUGCUUCCCUGGAGAAUGACAUCAAACCGGCAUUUGGGACCAAUCAGGAGGAUUAUGCAAGCUACAUCAUGAAUGGCAUCAUCAGUUGGGGUGACCCUGUUACCCGGGUCCUGGAUGAUGGGGAGCUUCUUGUGCAACAGGCCAAGAACAGUGACCGUACCCCCUUGGUCAGCGUCCUUUUGGAAGGUCCCCCACACAGUGGAAAGACAGCCCUAGCUGCAAAAAUUGCAGAAGACUCUAACUUCCCCUUUAUCAAGAUCUGCUCUCCCGAUAAGAUGAUUGGCUUUUCGGAAACUGCCAAGUGCCAGGCUAUAAAGAAGAUCUUUGAUGAUGCUUACAAGUCUCAGCUCAGCUGUGUGGUGGUGGAUGACAUUGAAAGACUCUUAGAUUAUGUCCCAAUUGGGCCACGAUUCUCCAACUUGGUGUUACAAGCUCUGCUGGUGCUGUUGAAGAAGCCGCCACCUCACGGUCGUAAGCUCCUGAUCAUCGGGACCACCAGCCGCAAAGACGUCCUGCAAGAGAUGGAGAUGCUGGAUGCUUUCAGCACAAUGGUUCAUGUCCCCAACAUUGCCACAGGAGAUCAUCUCAUGGAGGCCCUUGAGCUCUUGGGCAGCUUCAAAGACAAAGAACGCAACACCAUUGCACAGAAUGUCAAAGGGAGGAAAGUGUGGAUCGGGAUCAAGAAGCUGCUGAUGUUGAUUGAGAUGUCUUUACAGAUGGAUCCUGAGUACCGUGUGAGAAAAUUCCUGGCACUUCUAAGAGAAGAGGGAGCUAGCCCACUUGACUAAGAAGGAAGUGAGGACUAUGGGAAGAAUCCAGUGGCCGUGGAAGUAGCCAGCCAAGAGGACCCUCCCCCCAGAUCUCCUCUUUUCCAUGUGGCACGUCCAGACAAGACUGCAGUGUCUGCCUCCCUGCAGAGAUCCCACCCCCAAAACAUUUUGCAUGUGGGACACAGCCAGAUUGUGCGCCCUUCUAUCUUGUUGUCUUGAAUAUCCUGGUGUCAUGUGGCAAAUUGAAUCUCUUUUCCAGUAAUUGUGCUUUUGUACUUUGCUAUCUGCUGCAGCCCCCCCCCCCAUCUAUAUUGGCACAUGGCAUGGUUGGGGGGGAGGAGCGGAAGGAGCACCGGCAUGCUGUGUAUACACCUGCAGCGGUUAAUGCUCGAGUGGCAGUGCCUCGUUUUCUACAUUGCUGCUAAGGCCCCCCUCAGCUCCUCCUUCCUUGACUCCACCAAAGCAGUGUGCAAAACACUUGAUGGUUGUAUAGUUGUAACUGCCUUCCUCCGUUCACGGACCAGUCAGUUCCUUGUAUCCCAUUGGGGACCUUCAGACCAGGUCCCCAGGCAGUAAUAACAGAAAUGUUCGGUCAUGCUCAAGGUUUCUGGUGAACCUGUUCCCAAAAUGCAUUUUCUGUGUGAAUUCUAGACAAGUGGGAUGCUGUGGCCCAUUUGUCUCCAAUGAUACUUGCCCGCUGGAAGCGGCUUCAUGUACAAUUCACCAGAGAUCAAAUAGCUUAGUCCUACCUGUACCACAGACUUCUUAAUAAUCCUGUAACACUUUGAAAAACAUAUUUCUGCUUUCUGCCAUAUGGUUUGUACUUGCUGGAAUCUGACUUCUGUACGGUUUUGUUUCCCACUGGUGUGUGUUUUUAGGAAUGCAGCUUCCAUAGUCCGUAGGUACCAGGUGAAUCCGUUCAUCUUGGCUGCCCUCCACCCCCCAACCCAUGUGGCUCCCAGGGUCCAGCACAGACACUCCAGUUUAUUUCUCUCUGGCUUUUCGCCAUGGCAGCAACCUGAGGGGGAAAGCUCAGCUUGUUUUUUCCAGGAAUAUUUGCAGUGAUUUCUGUUGUGCACUGAACCAGCAAGCAGCUUUCUGGGCAUGCCUGAUCUGUUGCUCCUGAGCAGUCAUUCAGAAGCUCUUUAAACAGCUUGCCUGAACAACCUGCCACGAUGUGUGGAGAAGCUAAUCUUGGUGUCGCUGCAGUCCCUGAGGGUAGUUCCCUGUCAGCACCACAACCUGACAGAAGUUUCGAGUGGAAUCCUCCAACUGAAUCCUGUGCUUUGCAUAAGCUUCCCUUC